Molecule: messenger RNA, 2079 nt
Organism: Babesia ovata
Lineage: Eukaryota; Apicomplexa; Aconoidasida; Piroplasmida; Babesiidae
Exons: 1
Coding region: 1-2079 (692 amino acids)
Source: RefSeq, a predicted model, not a curated record
AUGGCCAGCGGUACUGGGAUAGAGCCUCUUGUCUCAUCUCAAAACAAUGAGAUACCGGGCGCACGUUGCGUAUCGAUAUCUCAAGAAGAUCAGAACUCAAUAGGGUUUGCGCUUUUUAAGAGACAAUUUUCGUUUGAUGAGGAAAUGGUCAUAUGUAACCAAAUGACACCAAAAUUCGGAUACGUCGACAACGUUGAUAUUUUCGAUUCGCGUGGGGUAGACAAUUGCGAUGUUAUAGGUGUAAAACAGGUUAAAAGAUAUGUAUCAAAGGUCUCCGAAUGUUCUGAUGACACUCAAUUGCAUGUACCAUCGAUGCUGAAUUUACAAGCUAUGCCCAGAGACGAUUUGAAGAACACAUACGCGAUGGAUGAUGCCAAGAGUACCAUUUCCUCCAUAGAAUCAAGCAGCCCCUUUGGCUCCAAUAGCGACAAGGUUAACUGGAAUAAGUAUGAAUACGAAGAGUCGCUAUUGACGCCUACGACGUUCGCGUCAUUCAGUCACGAAGGUUUGGAUAGUGCCAUGGAGAUUUUGAGCGGUGGCGCACUGCGGUUCGCAGAAGAAUCUUUUCUUACAGGAUACGAUGACGCUUUUGCCUCUGACGAGGUUUACGAUAUUUCGGAAACGAAUUUCGAUUUUUCCACUGUAACGAGAUCUGUUACGGAAGAUGACAUGAUGGAAGACGAGAUGGUGCCCCUCAUAGAUAUGGUGUGCGGUAUACCCGAUGUCCCAGAAGAACCUAUGAUUGAAAUUCACCACGACAUGCUUGUUGAAGCACCCAAGGAGGAAGAGCCUGAGGUUUUGGACCCUCCCCUGUACAAAGAAAUGCAAGUUAAGUUGUCCAUGGCGAAGAAGGUGAAGUCUGGUAAAAAGAAAGGUUCACGAUCUAGUAAGGAGCCGAUUAUGGUGGAUGCCAUCAACAUUAAUGUAACCAAGGAAGGAGUAGAGGUUUCCGGUGAGUUGGGUAUCGACCCUGACUCGGAAGAACGUAUUGAGUGGUACCCAGGCUUCAAUAGGCAGUUGGGAGCUAAGGGCAGGAGCGCUCUCCUUGAGCUCGUGAGACGUGUAUAUAGGCAGAAUCCUACGUACUACAAAUCGAUUUUGCAAGCCAGAAACCCGCCAUCCUCGAUCAGCAACCUUCCCUUUUUCAACAUCCCCAUGUUGUGGGAACUCACUCACCAAUUUGGUGUCUUCCAACAGGCCCUUGUCAUCCACAAGAACCAGAUGUGUGCCGCCUACAGAAAUGACAAGGGUAGGGGAAGAUCGAAGGUGGACCGUAGUCAUGCAAUACAUGACACAAAAUCACCACAACUAUCACAGGAAAGUGUUAAAGAUGAGCAUUCGAAACUAUUGAGCCAGACAAGCGAAGCAAGCUGGGAUUCUGAUUCGACUGGCGCCUCCCAAGAACUUCAGAAUUCUAUGCAAGUGGAGACGAACUGCUCACAAAACAAGUUGGCACAGAUUAAAGAUGAACUCCAAGUGCAAAACAACGCCGUGUCGCAGAAAUACAUGGUAAAGCGCGACGCCACUAUGUAUGAACAGAUGUCUUCCGUUGAGGCAAACGGCGGAAGGACGACUCCGCCGGCCCAGGUGGAACACGUCAAACAUAGCAGGUACCAAGGCGUUAAGGCUGAAAAUGUGACUCAAGUUGAGCCUGUUAGGCAACAUUUUACCACCCUCUCUGGAAGGUCAAUCAAGCCCACUAAGAGAUACGCGGACUACCAGGGCGAGUUCGGAAACCAGGCUAAGCGCUACAGCGCAUACAAUGAGAACCACAACCAGACUACCAAUGACACCGUAUCAAGCUGUGGUUCAAACGACAAUUCUCAGGAUCUCUCCAAUGGAAUUGCCGAGUGCGACAGCCCCGCCCUUUCCAGCUCCACUGUCGUUAGCCUUUCCAAGAGUGAGGACGCGUCUGCAGAACUUGACGAAUCCGCGGAAUUACCGCCAUUGUCACUUGUAUGGCGCGUCAAGCAGCAGCUUUCACAAAAGAACAUGGACGUCAGGCGCGAUGCCAUGGCUGAGCGUCUCAGCCCCGUCGCGUCCGCACGCGGUACACCCACUCGUUGCAUUUCUGUGUAA